UUCUAGAGCCUCAAUUGGCAGCAACGCCCGAACUAGCGUUACCCAAACAGUGACACAGCCCCCUUCCCACUACCGCUUGCUCGGUUGUUCGUAGCAACGGUUUACACAUCCCCAUCGCUCACGAACACAAAACAAAGAUACACCCUGCGCUCCCCGUCUCCACAUGUCAAACAGAGCACGGCCGACACAGUCCAGAUACCAAGAAGCCAGGCCGUCGCCGCGGCUAUGAUGCCACCCGCGGCCGUCGCCCUCGCGCUCCUCGUGGUCUCGACGCUGCAGCCCCGGGCGGCGGUGCAGGCGCAGGUGUCGGCCGCUCCGGCGGCGGCUCCGGCGCCCAGCUGGGGGGAGCUGGACUGCACGGGCGCGCAGCUCAACCUGUCCUCCUGCCUGACGUACGUGGAGUCCGGGAGCGCGCUGACUCGGCCGGAGAAGGGCUGCUGCGGGACGCUCUCCGGCGUCGUGGACGGCGAUGCCGCCUGCCUGUGCGGGCUCGUGGGCGGGUACGGGUCCUUCGGGAUCCGCGUCGACGCCGUGCGUGCGCUGGCGCUGCCCACCAUCUGCCGCGUCGAAGCGCCGCCGCCCAGGCUCUGCGCCAUGCUGGGCUUGUCCGGCGCGGAGCCGCCGGGCGGCGCCGUGCCCCCGGCAUCAGGGUACGGCACGCCGGCGACGACGCCAGCAACGUCAGCCGCGAACGGCGGCGCCGCGACGGACCGGAGCCGAAGGCGUCAUCUCCUCCUCGUGCUCCUCCCGUACUGCGCCGCGCUCUUGACGCUGCUGCCGUAACUCCCAAGCACGCACGCCGACGGAGGCAGCCCCCGUACCCGUGCCACAUCGGUACAACUGUACAUGUACACGCGUUACAUCAAAUCGAUUCAAGUCCAGCAUAGCAUCGGUCGGUGUACACCAUCACCAUGCGCUGCCUCCUUGCA
Triticum aestivum (bread wheat) is the source of this 929-nucleotide messenger RNA. Its product is annotated as non-specific lipid transfer protein GPI-anchored 11. The record is from RefSeq and is a predicted model, not a curated record. NCBI's taxonomy places the organism in Eukaryota, Viridiplantae, Streptophyta, Magnoliopsida, Poales, Poaceae. Bases 226 to 783 code for a protein of 185 amino acids. The transcript is spliced from 2 exons.